Messenger RNA from Trematosphaeria pertusa, 1476 nucleotides. RefSeq lists its product as uncharacterized. Gene Ontology annotation, biological process: dephosphorylation. Gene Ontology annotation, molecular function: phosphoprotein phosphatase activity. NCBI's taxonomy places the organism in Eukaryota, Fungi, Ascomycota, Dothideomycetes, Pleosporales, Trematosphaeriaceae. The coding region runs from base 313 to 1335 and encodes 340 amino acids. The transcript is spliced from 2 exons. The record is from RefSeq and is a predicted model, not a curated record.
GUCACUCAAGGCUCCCUUGCUUUGAAUUUGAAUGAAAGUAUCUCGCUGGAGGUGGCAGCCUUCUAACCCGCGCAGUUUGAUCUCACAUACCGGUCAACACGCACCUGCACCUGGAUUCCGCCAGGCCCUUUCACUGCUCUCGGUGUCGGCGCCAAAAAUAAGCCCGCCACCGCCUUCACCCGGUCUACCGAUUUGGGAAAUCCGGCUCCCCAAUCUCGACCUCAACACCGUUACUGUGAAGAGUUAUCGCGUGCGGUCACGUAUUUCGGCCGUUCUCAACACGACUUCCUCCUUCCGAUAUUCCCACCACAAAUGACGACUCCACAAAAUCCACCAUUACCCUCUCCACCCUUCUACACCAUCAGCAACAUCAAUAACCUCCGCGAUGCGGCCCUCUCAUCAGGCGGCCUAACCACCUCCAGCGGCGCAAGCAUACGCCCAGGGGUCCUAUUUCGCAGCGCUGAAGUCAGCAAACUCGACAGCGAGGGCUGGAAAGCUAUCCACGACCUCGGCAUAAGCCAUGUGUUCGAUCUGAGGAGCAAGCCUGAAGUCGACAAGGGCUGGAAGGGGGUAACCGGCGAAGCAGAAAACGGCGAUGGUAAAGAUGUGAGAGCCGGAUGGGAAGAGAGUAUGAAGGAGGUAGGAGUGAGCCGGGUGUGGUGUCCGGUUUUCAAUGAGGCGGAUUAUAGUCCUGAACGGCUGGCGGAACGGUAUAUGAAGUACAUGGGCGAGAGUACCGAUGGAUUUGUGCAGGCGUAUCGUGAUAUUCUAAUGCAUGCCGGCCCCGCCUUCGCCGCUAUUCUACGGUAUCUCGCUAAUUUGCCGAGGCCGGGCGACGAGGAUAUGAGGAAAGUCGGUGCGCUGAUCCACUGCACUGCGGGCAAAGACCGCACCGGCAUUUUCUUCGCCAUCCUGUUCUCCUUCCUCGGCGUCUCGAACUCCGCAAUCGCAGAGGAAUACAACCUCACCGAGCUGGGGCUCGGACACAUGCGGGAUGAGAUUGCCGGCAGGGUUAUGCAGAGUCCGGGGUUUAGGACGUACGCAUUGAGCCAGAUGGCGGGGAAAGAGCUGAAUGCAGAGCACCUUGCGGACGCACUGAAGAGCAACGCUGACGGUAGGACGAAUGGUGCGGAGGUGGUCAUCCCGGAGGAGGUGCUGGAGAAGGGGAGGCGGGCGGUGCUGCGUAUGGUCGGGGCUAGGAGGGAGAGUAUGUUUGGUGCGCUGGAGAUGGUGGGGAAGGAGUGGGGGAGUGCGGAGGAGUACAUGAAGCAGGUGUGCGGAAUGCAGGACGGGGAGCUGGAAGCGCUGAGAAGGAACCUGGUCGUGGAAUCGUGAGUAACUGUCGCUUCGCUUAGGGAUCAAAGAUCGAGGAGUGCUUGAACGGCUUUUCGAGAUGCGGUAUCUUUACAGCCCACUUCAUAGCGUCUAGAAUGCCAGCUAAUAGCUCUGGGUGCGUACAAAAAGAUCACUCACCAC